GCUAUUGUUAUAGCACUGGCAAUUAAUAGAAUAGUUAACGAAGUCUUUGAGUUAAAUACAUUUGGUCUUUUGCUAGGAGAAUGGAAUAUGCUAAAAGAAAUUUUAUUACCUUUAAAAGUUUUUCGCAAUAUAUCUGAGGUAAUGUGUGGUGAGUUCUAUAUGACAAUGUCUCUUGCCAUUCUGGCAUUUAAUUUAAUUAUAGAUGACCUUGAGGAAAUGCAAGAAAAAGGGUUGUCUUCAAUAAUUAAUGAAGCUAUUAAAGUCAUAUAUACAAAAUUAAAGUUUUAUUAUACCAGAAGUGACAAUUCCAUAUAUGCAGUAACAACCCUUUUGGAUCUGAGAUUUAAAAAAGCAUAUUAUGAAGUAAAUAAUUGGGAUAAGAAAUGGAUUAGUUGGGCAACUGAAUGUCUAAAUGAAGUAUAUAAUAGAUAUAAAAAUACAAUACCAGUGGUAGAUUUGGAAAUUAAUGACAUCUCUAGUACUAGUAGUCAGCUUAAUCAU
This is a messenger RNA of Ambispora leptoticha, 501 nucleotides long. The record is from the annotation of a GenBank genome assembly. Lineage: Eukaryota; Fungi; Glomeromycota; Glomeromycetes; Archaeosporales; Ambisporaceae.